UCGUAACAACUGAGUGAGGUGAGCAAGUGGGGAGAGAUCUGUUCAUUGACGGACUCCGCAGUCGAACGAUAAGGGCAAAGUUGCGAAAGCAAUUUUCCCCCAUCACUCAUACGCUACAACAAAUUAUGGCUGCUGCGGAAGAAAUGGAACGGAAGUUCGCGGCGAACUUCCUGGACGGAGAAGACUACCCUAGAGACGGAGAUUCGACCGAGCUAGCACGAGCGAGAGCAGAACUGGCCGCCUUGCAGAACAAAUUUGAAAACAUGGGGUUUGUAUCAGGACAUGUCACCUAUAUGGAACAGAUAGGCCCCAAACGAGUAAUCCUAAGUGAGACUCCGAGCAUCUCUGCCCCUAUGAUGCCCCCGCCCGUCAGGGCAUUACCCUCGCCGCCGGUUGAGACUCCUGUACGAUCAAACGAAUCGGCGGCCAUUUUCGAACUAACCAAAACCUUGAUUAGCUUGAUCCAGGAAAGGAAAAAGGAGCAGCGAGAGCACAAUGCUCGACUGAAAGCUAUGAUGAGGAAUAUGCGACCCAUUGCGGUAUGCGCCCCUCCGAUGCAGCAAGGAUUAGCCCUGGCCCGUGCGCUCGGAGGAGUCGCAAAUAAUCUGAAUGUCUGUUACGCCUGUCAUCAGCCAGGCCAUCUAGCCCGUGAUUGCCCCCACCGACCCCCGCAACAGCGAAUUGGGGUCGCACCUAUGGCUGUGGCUCCCAUCGCCAACGGACCUGGACGAGUCGGAGCCCUAAUGGAAGAUGUAGAAAGUGGGGGAAGUGCCCUGGCCACCACGGAAGAGGCCGCCGAACUGAUCCCGCUAGAUCAGUAUGUGUCGCUGGGAUAUCCUGGGCUAAGAAUGAUCGGAACAAUCAGACCAGCGCCAGAACCAAAAGAGGUGGCGGAGUGGCAACCGUCCCUAGGAGAAAUGGAGUCGGGAGGACCCACCUUCGUCACAGGGGAGAUCGAUGUAUUAAACAUCAUCCGAGCCUUGGACCAUCGGAUUCCCCUUCCGAUUGGCCAUCUGCUCUCGAUCUCCGAGCAAGCCAAUGAGCGAAUGUUACAACAUUGCAAAGCGAACCGAAAACGAUUCGCCCUUGCCCGAACCCUGAACGCGAAAGCCAAAAACCCCGCGCCCGAAGAAAACCCCGCAAGUACUUCGGAACCAAUACGGAUUGCGCUGGAGAAAAGCAAAUUUUUCCUCUCGGAAAUUUCGUUCUUAGGCUAUGUCGUGACAAGUGGAGGAUUGCGGCCAGAUUCGAGAAAAGUUGCGGCGGUGAAGGAAGCUCCGGUUCCUACGUCACUGACGCAGGUUCGAGCCUUCUUGGGACUGGCGUCGUACUACCGGCGCUUCAUCAAGAGCUUUGCCGCGAUUGCACGACCACUAACGAAUCUGCUACGGAAGGACCAGCCUCUCAGCUGGGACGCGGAGUGCCAGCAGGCCUUUGCAACCCUCAAGGACGCUCUAGCAACGGCCCCUAUUUUGAUUCGACCGGACCCCUCGAAGCAGUUCAUUCUCAUCACGGACUGGCAAUCGGAAGCUAUUUCCGCUGUCCUAGCACAAAAGGGGAACGAUGGUCGCGAACACGUCAUCGAGUAUGCGUCACGAACCGUACCGGACGAACGAAGAAACGACUCCGCACCUCAGGGUAAGCGUUAUGCGGUAGUUUGGGGAAUCCAACACUUCCAUCCGGAUCUCUACGGACAAAAGUUUCGCCUCGUAACGGACCACGAGCCUCUGCUGGCGCUGAAGAAACUCACCAACUACACGGGCAUGAUUGGCCGUUGGGCGGUGCGACUACAAGAAUACGACUUCGAUAUCGUCCAUCGAAAGACAGAGCGACAUGGCAACGCGGACGGGCUGACACGCCUGCAUCGACCUGCCAAGUUCUUCUGCAUUGCGGGUGUAUACGGCGCGGCAGAGUUCCGAUUCACAAGUAAUCCACAAGUAGUGGUGCUGGCCGAGGCAACGACGUUCCAACGGGGAGUGGCCCCGGGAAUCAGCCACGUGUCCACCGUGGUAGUCUUCAGCGGCGACAUCACCGCCUUCGAUCCGGCGCGGCAAGCCGCCAUCAAAAGCGCCUUGUACCGAAUUUGUCGAGCUCUCGUUUUGCCUGCUACGAGUGGAUCUGAAUUGGACGUGGGAAGGCGAUCAGAGGCCCGCAUCAGAGAUUGUGGAGUUGCUCGUCAUUCAGGUGUGGAGGACCAACGUGGCGGGAGAUCUUUUGGGAUUCGUCUUUGGAGCAGUGGUUCGAGGAAACUGAUCACAGAUCGUGCGCGAACUUACGAUCGUGAUCGCGCGAUUGGCCGACGAACUCCCCCUCGACAUCGUCUCUCAGAGCGACGAAGAACCCGUGCCACAUACCCUCUCAAGGACUCUCGCCCCGAGCCUCCAGGGGUCCGCUUGUAUCGAGGAGCGUUGGGCGGACGACCGUUUCCCUCCCGUAGAGAGUACCUGGACGUCCACAGUCUGACUAAUCCCCGCUUCUUUCGGCAACCAACGACGUUCGAGUGGGCAGCACUGAGAGCAAAAGAGGAGGCCGAAGAGGAAUCGGAAGGAGAAUUGAGGAGAGAGGCCGGGGAAGCAGCGGCCCGAUUGGCCGAGGACGAGGAAGAAGAGCGUGAAGCCGAAGAAGAGUCGGCGGAAGCUGAAGAAGAAGAAGAAGAAGCAGAGGAGGAGACUUCGGAGGAAGAGUACAGCGAGGGCAAGCAAAGUGAGGAGGAGGACGAAAACGACGAAGAAGCGGGAAGAGGGGACGACCAGGAGCCAACGCAUGACGAGCUCGAGUGGGUGCCAGGACCAGAUCGGCGAGAGGAGAACCCGGAGGCUCCUGCGCAACGCAAGAAAGAGACCGUGGAAGGAAAGCGGCUGGCGAUCGAUCCCGCACCAAACGAUCCUUUAAAGGAUCCCGAGCCGCCCAAACCGGAACAUGGAGACCUUGCUGCCACGACCUCGGGAGCCGCUGUCAGGCGGCCAUAAGCAGUGCGCCGCCUGAGAAACGCAGUUUUGGGACUUAGGCUCAGGGACAAAUCCGUGUUUUGAUGGUAGUCUCGUAUGACCAGGCAACAAAAAUUAGGGGAACUC
Chara braunii is the source of this 3074-nucleotide messenger RNA. The record is from the annotation of a GenBank genome assembly. NCBI's taxonomy places the organism in Eukaryota, Viridiplantae, Streptophyta, Charophyceae, Charales, Characeae.